Molecule: messenger RNA, 4395 nt
Organism: Astyanax mexicanus (Mexican tetra)
Lineage: Eukaryota; Metazoa; Chordata; Actinopteri; Characiformes; Acestrorhamphidae
Gene: nacc1a
Product: nucleus accumbens-associated protein 1
Exons: 6
Coding region: 1245-2912 (555 amino acids)
Biological process (GO): regulation of transcription by RNA polymerase II
Molecular function (GO): protein binding; RNA polymerase II cis-regulatory region sequence-specific DNA binding; DNA-binding transcription factor activity, RNA polymerase II-specific
Source: RefSeq, a predicted model, not a curated record
CAUAUCACUGGGGGUCCUGGAGGGGUAGAGAAGGUCGCGUGAGGUGAGGUUGCGGGGGUAACGUGCACGAGUCGGGUCCCGUCCCGGGCACGUCUCUGUUCUGUGCGCUUUUUGGGGGGAAUUGUUUGUGUUCGUGUUUUUAUGUAUCUAUUUGUUUCUGAUCCACUCGCUGUUUUUUUCUGCGGAUUUUUGGACGUAUUUUUUUAAGGUGGGGGAUGGGCGCAGACGAACGGUACCGACACACGCACACACUCAUGCACACACACAAAAAAGAAAGUUUAACCACUUCACGGACCUCUCGCGGCGUCACGGCAGCUGUUGCCGAGUCCAGGAUUUAAAAUCCAGGUCCAGCAAGUGAAAAUCCAUCCCAGGAUUUGUUUUCAACUGCGUUGGCUAGUCUGCUGCAGCUCAUCAAACCGUUUAAGGCAGUUGGAACAAAAUCGUGUAAUGGAUUUUUACUUUGUAGACUUACUGAAUCAACUCGGCUAGAGCAGAGCCGCACAAGGAGUUGGAACUAAAUUAUGGGAUUGAUGAAGAAAAAAACAAGAAAUCGAGUAAAUAUGCAUUUUGUUGCAGAAAUGAAAAUCUAGAAAAAUGAAUAAAAUCCCUUUUUACUAUUUGUUUUACUAAAUUGGACGGACAAGAUUAAAUAAGUUUUAAACAAGUUUUACAAGCAAUUUCUAUUUUCGCAUUUAGUCUCAAAUGCUUAAAAUACUGCACUAAUAAAUAUUGCUCUGACCGAAUACACAGCUCUACUAACAUAACUACAACUGUCCUUUCAUGUUAAGUGGUUUAUCAGUAUUUUGGGAGCAAUGCAGUCCUAGCAAUUUUUGAAACGUUUAUUUGACACGUCCUUCAUUUUAUUAUUAAUCAGGUAUCGAUUAGAAAUUAACCAUAUCUUUUCUAACUGAAUGUCUUAAAAAAUAGGUUCCAGUAUGAAAUGGCAUGAAGCAGCGUAACAGUAGCUAUCAAUAUGGAACAAAGUUCUUAUAGUUCUCUUAUUAUAGUUGUGAAACUAAAACGAUAAAAAUUUACCUACAGGAGAAUAUUGUUGUGAUUUUAGGCAACUUCGUAGCAUAAUCUAAACACACACGCAUACAUUCACAUAUACACCACCUCCCCCCUGCCCGUCUGUGCUGUUGGUUCAGUCCGGCUCGCCCCCAGUUCCUGCGUUUGUCCCGGGAUGACCUGUUGAUGUCUGUAAAAUAAGACAAGUUUCCUGCGGUGGUGCUGGCCAAAGCGCCAUGGCUCAGACCCUUCAGAUGGCGAUCCCAAACUUCGGCAACAACAUCUUGGAGUGUCUGAAUGAGCAGCGGCUGCAGGGCUUGUACUGCGACGUGUCCGUGGUAGUAAAGGGCCAUGCAUUCAAAGCCCACCGUGCCGUGCUGGCUGCCAGCAGUUCCUACUUCCGUGACCUCUUCAACAGCAGUGCCGGAAGCAAGACGCCCACAGUGGUGGAGCUCCCUCCGGCCGUGCAGCCGCAAAGCUUCCAGCAGAUCCUGGCCUUCUGCUACACUGGGAGACUCAGCAUGAACGUAGGUGACCAGUUUUUGCUCAUGUACACGGCUGGGUUCCUACAGAUCCAGCAGAUCAUGGAGAAAGGUACAGAGUUCUUCCUGAAGGUCAGUUCCCCAAGCUGCGACUCACAAGGCCUCCACACAGAAGAAACUCCACCAUCCGAACCUCAAAGUCCAGUCACUCAGACGGCAGCCGGAGCAUCAGCCAAUGGAGGAGGAGGGGGCGUGGUUGCCACAGCAGCCAGCCGCCCAGCAUCCUGCUUGACCCCCCUGCCCUUGGUGUCUAGGGUAAAAACGGAGCAGCCCGAAGCUUCACCCUACUCUGUAGUUUGCACCCCUGUAGCCAAAAGGCUUUGGGAGGGUAGUAGCCGAGAAGGGGGCGGAGGAUCUGGAGGUUCAGGAGGGGGCGGGAUUAGAAAAGCUGCCCGAUUUUCUCAAGAAGCGUCACGAGGGAGCGCCAUCCAGCAACAGGGACUGAACAUGGGCUUGGCAGUGGCAACAGGAGGCACCAACGGCAAUGGUAACGGCACCAGCAGUGGCGCUACCCCAGAGGGCACCAGCCCGGGCACCAUGAGCGCCUAUGCCAGUGACUCUCCAAUCUCCUAUCAUGAUGAUGAAGAAGAGGAAGAAGCGGUUGAAGAUGGCACAGAGGAGCAGUACAGGCAAAUCUGCAACAUGUACACCAUGUACAGCAUGCUAAACAUGGGUGCUGCAGCAGGUGAACGAGUAGAGGCUCUCCCGGAUCAUUCGGAGACUCGGAGCCGGAUGCGCGGGAGACAGGACCUAGCAUCUUUGCCGGCUGAGUUAAUUGCGCAGAUCGGCAACCGCUGCCAUCCUAAACUGUAUGAGGAGGGAGAUCCAGCUGAGAAAUUGGAGCUGGUCACAGGCACAGGUGUGUUCAUCUCACGAGCUCAGCUGAUGAACUGUCAUGUUAGCGCUGGAACCAGACACAAAGUCCUGCUGAGGAGGUUGCUGGCUGCUUUCUUUGAUAGGAGCACUCUGGCCAACAGCUGUGGCACGGGUAUCCGCUCCUCCACUAAUGACCCCAGUCGCAAACCGCUGGACAGCCGCGUCCUGCACGCUGUCAAAUUUUACUGCCAGAACUUUGCGACCAGCUUCAAAGAGAGUGAGAUGAACGCGAUUGCGGCGGAUAUGUGCACCAAUGCCCGACGUGUGGUGCGAAAAAGCUGGAUCCCUAAGCUAAAGCUGCUGAUGGCCGAGAGCGACGCCUACGCCAGCUUCCUACCAGAAAGCAUCAAGAUGGAGGCCGACGCCCUCGGGGCGGAGCAGGGUUUCGAGCCAGCUGACCUGGAGGGUGGCGCUCCAGAGACGGGCGGAUCGGCCGGGGAGUCGCUGCAGGGCGUGGGUGGAGACGGAAGUGCUUUGUUCCAGUGAUUUGGAGUUGAUUGGGGAAAAAAAGUAGAAAAAGAAAAAAGGAAACACCCACUCCCAACCACCCACCGCUCCCCAUGUCUUUCUGCUGCCCCUUAUAAAGAAAAAACCUGCCUACUGCCACCCUGCCUCCAACUCUGGACUCCGCUGCUUCUGCUUGAGAUGGAGGUGGAGAAGGCGUGAGGGGUGGAGGAUUAUGUUUGAAGAUGAGAAGAUGCUUGAUGAUCAGGGGAGCUAGUGUUCAGAAGUUGAAUUUUCCAAAAAAGGUCAAGCCUGUCCAAUAGGAGAUGCGAUUAUUGGACAGUCCUCAGUUUUGGAUUGAAAUUUUCUGCUUUAUAGAAAAUUCCUGCUUCGUGAACCUCCUCCUCCUCCAAAGGGUGCCUGAAAUUCGUUCCUGGAGAGUGUAGAGUUUAGUUAAACCACAUAUCUUGUUUAGGGCUGCAUAAUACACAGAAUAUUGGUAUUGCGAUUAGAGUGCUGACACAACUGAGACAAAACAUCUGACAAAUCAAAUUGCCAAUUCCUUUAAUGUUCCCUGUGAAGAAAAUCACUGAUAGAGAUACUAAAAUAUAGGGAGAACCAUAUCACUAUUGAAAUAUUUUUAUAUCUUGAUAUAUACGGAUUGAAUUAUUGUUCAGCCUUAAUAUCUUUUUUGUUAAAUUUAUCUAACUAUCAACGAGCAAAAAUACAUAUUUGUUCAUUGUAUAGUCAGCCUUAGCUAACUUUACAAAAUCCAGGCUAAUAUCGCAAUACUGAAUUACAAGCGUUCUAUUCUGCAGCCCUAUUGCUUUGAUCUUUAAUACUCUUGGAAGCUUUGAUUGUCAGUUUCUGGUAACCAAUGCUGUGUUCUAAUAUUAGGUUUAGUACUAAACUCUGCCAGUGUGGUACCAGAAUCAUGGGCUAGCGUACAGAAAACUGAGGAGUAUGUGGAGUUUCUUAGGAGGCGGGGGUGCGCUUUUAUUUGUUUUUCCUUUAUAAUCGUUCCCUUAUUUUAUUUGUUUAUUACUAAACUUCUAUUUGCACAGAAGCCCCCUGCCUCCAUGCUUUGCAGAUAUAUGUAUCUUAAAACAAAAAUCCUAUUUUAAUUUUCUGACUAAUUCCACUGAUUACGAAAAAGACCCACCCCUUUUUUUUGUUUGUUCUCCUUUCCAAGCUUUCUCAAACACACAAUGUAUGUGCACACACAUUCUCAAGUGGCGGUGGUUUCGAGGUUUCCCUGAUCACACUGUACUGAUUUUUAAUUUUUAUUAUUUUUUGAAUGUACAAGUCAGCAGCGCUUGGCUGUGCAAGACUAGCCGAUUGUAUUUUGGCCUGAGAGAGGGAGGAAAAGAGUCGUACCCACUGUAGCAAUGUAGACAGGCUGGAGAGAGAGAGCACAGAAUGGAGAGAAAGAGGACGAGAAUGAGAAAGGUGUAGGUGGCUCACUCUUUCUCCAGAAUUGGAAAGAAUUUAAUUCCCUCCUCUACUCCUAUUCUUCCUCAAACAA